Messenger RNA from Macadamia integrifolia, 2546 nucleotides. RefSeq lists its product as uncharacterized. Gene Ontology annotation, cellular component: Golgi apparatus. NCBI's taxonomy places the organism in Eukaryota, Viridiplantae, Streptophyta, Magnoliopsida, Proteales, Proteaceae. The coding region runs from base 377 to 1465 and encodes 362 amino acids. The transcript has a single exon. The record is from RefSeq and is a predicted model, not a curated record. Gene Ontology annotation, biological process: carbohydrate metabolic process. Gene Ontology annotation, molecular function: acetyltransferase activity.
AUCUCAGAUGGGCUAACGUAUCAAGGGUUUUAGAGUAAAUUCGAAAUGUUCUGGGGGUAGACUGGACAAUAUCUCAGGCGCAGCUUAGCAUGAACUUGGAUUUGCUAAUAUGAGCUCGUCGUCUCUCUGUUUGCCGCUAUAGUUUUAACUUCAGUGACCCACAGUUACCUGUAUAAAUUUCUGCUGUGCUGUUGCUUUCAGUUGAAUGCUUCCUUGGCAUGGAAGCGAGAAAUCAACAACUCACCACUAGGGAGAAAGGUUGGAUUUUAAUUCUAAAUAUCCAAUUCUCUCUGUUUCGUUUUCCAAUUUUUUAGUCACUUGGAUUUUUUGAUCCUUUGUUAAUUGGGUUGUAUGAGGUUUUCUAUGAUCUGAGGCAAUGGUUGGCGCUAUUCAUUUUGGCGUUUUGGCUGCUUGCAUCGUCCUCUUUGUCCCGAUGAGGAUGGCAGGUUGGCAUCUCAGCCGCAACAAGAUGCUCUUUUUCAGCGGAGCACUCUUCAUAACCCUCGCAAUAGGUGUUCACCUCACGCCUUACUUCCCUUCCAUUUCUGAUUUCCUCUCUUCUUUAUCUUCUGUUAUGAUAGAGAAUCGUGAUUCUUGUAUCUCUUUCUUACAUGAGAUUGUCUGGGAUGUGAAACCAAUUAGGGUUCGUGAAGCUUUGAUUAGUAAUUCUAGUUAUGUAGAGUCAUGGGCUUGGAUGAAAUCUACGCCUGUGAUUGCUUGUGGGUUCCAGAAACUGAGUCGUUCGGAUGCUUCUGAUCUCCUUAAUGGGUCGUGGGUUGUUGUAGCUGGGGAUUCCCAGGCUCGUCUGGUUGUCCUGUCGCUGCUGAAUUUGGUUAUGGGUCCUGGGGAGAUGGAAUCUGUGCGGGGAGAUCUGUUUAAAAGACAUAGUGAUUACCGGGCAGUAAUUGAUGAAAUUGGGUUGAAAUUGGAUUUUGUCUGGGCUCCUUAUAACAGGAAUUUGACUAGUCUUUUGAUGGAUUUCAAGGCCAACCACCAGUAUCCUGAUGUUUUGGUAAUCGGUUCUGGUCUGUGGCAUAUGCUGCAUGUCAAUAAUGCAUCAGACUAUGGUGUUUCUUUACGAUGGGUGAGGAAGUCAGUGGUUUCACUAAUGCCUGUUUCUCUAGAAUAUGGGAAUGACAGGUCUAUCACUGGUUCCCUCUCCAUAAGAUCACCCCACAUGUUUUGGCUUGGCAUGCCAACUUUGGUAAGCUCAAUGUUGAACACAGAAGAGAAAAGACAGAAGAUGAACAGUGCGAUGCAGGAUGCUUAUGAUAAAGAGCUUUAUGAAAGUAAGCUUUUGUGUGAGUCUGGGGGUCCACUAUUGCUGCUCGAUAUCGAAUCUUUGAGUAGAAAUUGUGGGCUUCAGUGUACAUUUGAUGGGAUGCAUUAUGGUGAAGCAGUUUAUGAAGCUGCAGUUCAUAUCAUGUUCAAUGCAUUGCUUAUUGAAUCUCAUCAGCAGCUUUGAAUGGUGCACUGUUUGUUGCUUGCCUGGUUGCCAUUCUUUGCAUCUUCCUGCAUGAUGAAUAAUUCAGUUUGAAGUAAACUCAUUGAAUUCAAAGCUUUUGAUCCUCACAAGAGGUGGACUUUUGCCCCUAAAUAGUUUUUGUUCCCGCAUCUGUUCUGCAACACUUGAGGGGACUUAGCAUUGAUUUUUAUUUAUUUUUUCUCAUUUUGGUUGGGAUAGUAGUUUUCAAGGGAAGGUGAACAGUUUGAAAAGUCGUACUUGUAGCAUACAUGUCUCAAUUUUAAAAGCUUGUUGAGGUAUUUGGGUGAUCUUUUGUUUGGAUUUUGAGUUGCAUUUUAAGGUUGUGUAGCACUACUUUGAAGCAAUAUUGGUAUAUUGGAGUGUUUCCUGGAUUUUCCUCAUUGUCAAAAUCAAAGUGGGAUUCAGCAAUGCUUUUCCAGAGAAGAUAAUUGUGUUUAAAUAAAAAUUAAGAAAGUUAAUCUCAUAAUUUUUUUUUAAAUGCCCACACAUAUUAGGCUGAUCAUUAUGAGUACUUGGCAGUAUUGUAAGAGUAUGCUUUUAUGCUAUGAUUCAUCUCAGCUUCAUCUUAUGGAGGCUGAUUUUACAAUAUGUAUGAACUGUUAAGGUUCCAUAUGCUGCUCUUUUAUCAGUGGUUCACAACAACCUAUGCUGUACUUUUACUAGUGGUUUGCAGCGAUCUAUGUUGCACUUUUUUUUAUCUGUCUUAUUUGUGAAGAUUACUACCUGCCUUUCUUGAGAAGGGCUUAUGAUGUUGUCGUUAAUAUGAUAUUUUGGAUUGUGGUUGGAUUCUUUGUUGCUUAUUUUUUUCGUUGCUCUUUGAAUUGAUUUGAUAAGAAGAUUUUUCUCUAUUAAUGUUGCUGAUGAUUGGUGUGUGCUUGAGUUGAUAUUCUACCAGAAUGAAGUUCUCUCUGUGUUCACUGGCAUCUACGAUUGCUAUAUAUGUUCAAGCCUGUUUGAUGGGGACAUCUAUGUAUACCAGCGGCGUAGGUGCAAGGCCCAGUCACAUGUGCAUUCCAUCUGGCUGGAGGAAAGCUAGAAGAAAGAAGAAGGAAGACUAAAA